CUCAAAGCAAAUUCUCUCUAUAUAAAUAUACUCUUAAAAUUCAUCAAACCAUCAAUGGCCUCAAGCAAAUCCUUCAUCAUAGCUUUACUUCUUGUUGUGACAAUGUCAAGCAUGAGCAUCGAAGCUCGCCAUCUUUUGCAAGCAACCACACAACCAAAUUUGCCUAAUAUUCCCACUUUGCCAAAACCAACAACAUUGCCACCAUUGCCUCAAGGAAACCUUCCACCAUUGCCUACCAUUCCAUCUCUUCCUAAGCUCACCAUGCCACCGCUUCCUAGCUUUCCUACUACCAAUAUUCCGACACUUCCAUCUCUCAACAUUCCACCAUUGCCGGCAGCCACUUCACUUCCCAACUUACCUUCAUUCCCAACCACUUUCCCUUCCAUCCCAUUUCUCACCCCACCACCUUCAACCUCUAGCCCUUAAAGUCUUCCUUACUUGUUACCUUUGCAUGCAAUAGACAUUGCAUCAUUACUUUAUUGUGAGUGAUGAAAUUGUACGAGUUUAUGACGAUAUAGUAGUAUAUUUUUUUUGUUAUAUUGUAUGGUGUGAUUUUUUUCCUUCUACUUACCAGUUUGGCACCAUUGUUUGUACUUAUAAAUUUAUACUAUUGAUUUUGAAUUACACAUUUAUAUAAAACUAUGAAUUCUUCUUCUUUU
Messenger RNA from Trifolium pratense (red clover), 659 nucleotides. Its product is annotated as protein PELPK2-like. The coding region runs from base 55 to 426 and encodes 123 amino acids. Lineage: Eukaryota; Viridiplantae; Streptophyta; Magnoliopsida; Fabales; Fabaceae. The transcript has a single exon. The record is from RefSeq and is a predicted model, not a curated record.